Molecule: messenger RNA, 1578 nt
Organism: Drepanopeziza brunnea f. sp. 'multigermtubi' MB_m1
Lineage: Eukaryota; Fungi; Ascomycota; Leotiomycetes; Helotiales; Drepanopezizaceae
Source: RefSeq, a predicted model, not a curated record
AUGGCGCCGAGGAAAGCAGCAGAGGCAGUAGCGAGCGGCGUCAAGAAAAAUGUCAAGCUCUUCCUGAUGGAAGCCUUCCUGAGUCGGACACCAGCCGGCGCUGCGGAUAUUCGUCAUGAGUUCAGCCCUGCUAAGAUACUCGACCCAGAUCUCGUACAUCUACACCUGACGUUGAUCUCGCUCGACUUUGAGGCCAAUCCAAACAGCGACCCCGCCGACCUCCUCCCCGGGCUCGAGAGAAUGGAGCGGCAUGAAAUCUCCGCUCUCCUGGACCGAAUACCAUCAUUUGAAAAUUCGAUAGGAGUUCAAGAUUUCAUCACGCCACCCAACACACCUUCCCAAGAGCUUCUGCGGUGGAUCUGCCAGACCGUGGGACAGGAUAUCGUCGAAGACAGGUACUCGAGGGAGUUUCCAGACUUCGCUGGGAAUGUUCGUCGGUUCGUCAUCCGCCCUCCUAGGCAUGAGAAGCGGCCAUUGGAUUCCAAAUUUCUCUCUCAUGGCACAAGUCUCGGAGCAUACCGCUCCAUCAUGCGCCAAGGGUUCAAGCCCGCAACUGAUUUAUGCUUUGGGGCUGGCUUAUUCAUGGCAGAGGAGCCACGUACGGCAGCAGUCUAUGCUCUGUACAAAGAUUUUUCACCAGAGAACGUGCCAAGGUGGAAGAUCGGGCGCUUCGAGACCUAUGGGCUGGUGCUUUGUUGCAAAGUAGCUGGUCCGGGUCGUCCGGUUCGCAAUGACAACGAAACGGGCACCAUCCAAAACAAUCACGCAAACGUCGAGACCCGAUGCCCUCCAUUUUCUACGUACGUGAGAUAUCAAGAGUCUUUGGCCGCUCUGAUGAAUUCGAGUGGGCAUCUCGAGAAUGCUCAUCCCCCCGCGGGGCCCCUGGCGCAAUUCGAUAAAACCUCACGCCGCUACCAGCAAUUUCUCAACUACAAGCCGCCCCCCUACGUGUCACCUUGGGCCUCAUCCAGUGGAAGAAAUGUCCCUUCCUCGACUCAGCCGGCAUCGAAGCCGGUGGACACCCCUAUGCAAGCCCUGAGUGCGUACGAGCAGAUACCACCACCCAGCGGACCUAGACGGUGGCUCUGUUGCAGGAGUACCCCAAACACUCCGGAAUGGUGUCGGCAUCCUCGCAUAUGGAUCACUGGCGGUGAAUCAAAUCCACGUUGCAAUACUCCAGAUUGCAUGCACGCGAGAUGCUGCGAUUGCCUCCUCGAGUCUGUGGAAGAUGUACCAAGUAAAUUCAGGAUGAUCUUACCUACAAACUUCUACCAUCUUGCUCCUGUUGGUUCCAAUCAGAUUCACGGUAGCGGAUUGAAUUUCGACAGUGCAAGCAAGGCAGAGAUGCAUCAGGAUAGAAGCCCGGAGUGGGCAAAACAGAAUCCAGUGUUGCCAGAAAGCCAGACGGGAAAGUCUGAGGAGAAGGAUUCCUACAGAUACUCUGAAGGGCGCCGUAUCAGCGGGGAAGAAUCUGGUAUGUCAGUGGCGGCCGGCCAAAGAAACAGUGCAACGUUAGCUGCCAUGGCACCGGUCAAGACUGAGCCUUCUCCGUCUCCCGAGUCCUGCAGAUUCGGCUAA